AUGCCCAAGAAGUUCCAAGGGGAGAACACCAAGUCGGCCGCCGCCCGGGCGAGGAAGGCCGAGGCCAAGGCGGCGGCUGACGCCAAGCGGCAGAAGGAGCUGGAGGAUGCCUUCUGGAAGGACGAGGACAAGCACGUCAUGCGCAAGGAGCACCGGAAGGAGGAGCGGGAAAAGCGCCGCCUGGAGCAGCUGGAGCGCAAGAAGGAGCUGCAGCGGAUGCUGGAGGAGGAGGAUGCCCAGCUGAAGGGCAAGGCCCCCAAGCCGCCCGGCCCCGCCAGGGUCACCCGGGCCCAGAUCGAGGAGGCCCUCCAGAAGGAGCUGAAGGAGGGCGGGGACGCGGCCGGCGGCG
Messenger RNA from Protobothrops mucrosquamatus (brown spotted pit viper), 349 nucleotides. RefSeq names its product coiled-coil domain-containing protein 124-like. The transcript has 2 exons. Gene Ontology annotation, cellular component: nucleus. Gene Ontology annotation, molecular function: transcription coactivator activity. Lineage: Eukaryota; Metazoa; Chordata; Lepidosauria; Squamata; Viperidae. The record is from RefSeq and is a predicted model, not a curated record. The annotation marks the transcript as partial. Gene Ontology annotation, biological process: transcription by RNA polymerase II.